Molecule: messenger RNA, 951 nt
Organism: Phyllostomus hastatus (greater spear-nosed bat)
Lineage: Eukaryota; Metazoa; Chordata; Mammalia; Chiroptera; Phyllostomidae
Product: olfactory receptor 51F1
Biological process (GO): G protein-coupled receptor signaling pathway
Cellular component (GO): membrane
Molecular function (GO): G protein-coupled receptor activity; olfactory receptor activity
Source: RefSeq, a predicted model, not a curated record
AACAUGGAGAUCUUAAGUAACUUGACAUCUACAUUUCCAAAUUUCUUGUUGGCUGGCAUUCCUGGCCUGGAGUCUGCUCACGCCUGGAUCUCCAUUCCCUUCUGCUGUCUUUAUGCCAUUGCUCUCUCUGGGAACAGCAUGAUCCUGUUUGUCAUCAUUACCCACCAGAGUCUCCAUGAGCCCAUGUACUAUUUCCUCUCCAUGUUAUCAGCUACUGACCUGGGCUUGACUGUGUCUACAAUGUCUACAACAUUAGCUAUACUUUGGUUUAAUGCAAGAGAAAUCAGUUUAGAUAGCUGCAUAACCCAAAUGUUUUUUCUUCAUGGAUUUACUGUCAUGGAAUCUGGGGUGCUAGUGGCUAUGGCCUUUGACCGCUAUGUGGCAAUCUGUGACCCCCUAAGGUAUACUACUAUUCUCACUAAUUUCAGGAUUAUUCAGAUGGGCACCUUAAUGAUUAUACGUAGUGUAGUAUUAAUAGCACCACUACUCUUGCUCCUUAAGCCCCUGUAUUUCUGUAGAGCAAAUGUCCUUUCCCAUUCUUACUGUUACCAUCCAGAUGUGAUUAAAUUAGCAUGUUCAGAUACUCGGGCCAACAGCAUCUGUGGAUUAAUUGAUCUCAUCCUGACCACAGGGGUGGAUACACCAUGCAUUGUCCUCUCUUAUAUCUUGAUCAUUCGCUCUGUGCUGAGUAUGGCCUCUCCCAAAGAACGACACAAGGUCUUCAGUACUUGCAUGUCCCACAUUGGAGCAGUAGCUAUUUUCUACAUCCCCAUGAUGAGCUUGUCCUUGGUGCAUCGCUAUGGCCAAUCAGCCCCCAAAGUGAUCCAUUCAAUGAUGGCCAAUAUAUACCUGCUUUUGCCCCCUGUGCUCAACCCCAUCAUCUAUAGUGUAAAAACAAAACAGAUUCGCAAGGCUAUCCUCAGUCUUCUCCUUGCAACUAAGCAGAGGUGA